Molecule: messenger RNA, 1119 nt
Organism: Arthroderma uncinatum
Lineage: Eukaryota; Fungi; Ascomycota; Eurotiomycetes; Onygenales; Arthrodermataceae
Product: 3-isopropylmalate dehydrogenase A
Exons: 5
Coding region: 1-1119 (372 amino acids)
Biological process (GO): L-leucine biosynthetic process
Cellular component (GO): cytosol
Molecular function (GO): NAD binding; 3-isopropylmalate dehydrogenase activity; magnesium ion binding
Source: RefSeq, a predicted model, not a curated record
AUGGGCAAAUAUAACAUCGUCGUUUUCGCUGGGGACUGUUGCGGGCCAGAGGUCACAGCAGAAGGUAUCAAGGUUCUGAAAGCUAUUGAGAAGAAGAGGCCCGAGAUACAGUUUACCUUCCAGGACCAUUUGCUAGGCGGGCUUAUCCUCCCCCGCCAACAGGCCUCAAUUGACGCGACUGGGUCAGCCCUUACAGACCAGGCUCUCGCGGCUGCUAAAAGUGCGGAUGCGGUGCUUCUUGGAGCAGUUGGAGGUCCCAAAUGGGGUACCGGAGCAGUUCGUCCAGAGCAGGGAAUUCUCCGACUACGAAAAGAGAUGGGGACCUUUGGAAACCUUCGCCCAUGCAACUUUGCUGCUCCUUCGUUGGUCGACAUCUCCCCUCUCAAGGCCGAGGUAUGUCGCGAUGUCGACUUCAACAUCAUCCGCGAACUCACGGGUGGCAUCUACUUUGGCGAGCGACGAGAAGACAACGGCGACGGAACAGCUUACGACACGGAGCCCUAUUCACGUCCUGAGAUUGAGCGGAUAGUUCGCCUCGCCGCGCAUCUUGCACUGCAGCAUAAUCCUCCUUUGCCGGUGUGGAGUUUGGACAAGGCGAACGUGCUGGCCACAAGCCGCCUGUGGAGAAAGGUUGUGACAGAGGUCAUGGAUAAGGAGUUCCCGCAGGUUAAGUACGGCCAUCAUCUAAUCGAUAGCGCGGCCAUGUUGAUGGUGAAAAACCCUCGUGCCCUUAACGGAAUCGUGGUCACUAGCAACCUGUUCGGUGAUAUCAUUAGUGACGAGGCCAGUGUCAUUCCCGGCUCGCUAGGGCUACUACCAAGUGCCAGUUUGAAUGGCAUUCCAGAUGGCAAGGCCAAGGUUAACGGAAUAUAUGAGCCUAUUCAUGGCUCCGCUCCCGAUAUCGCUGGAAAGGGAAUUGUAAACCCAGUCGCUACAAUCCUUUCCGUGGCGAUGAUGUUGCAGUAUUCUCUCAAUCUCCCCACCGAGGCUAAAGUAAUUGAAACUGCGGUGCGGAAUAUAAUUGAAUCCGGACUCAAAACUGGUGAUAUUGGCGGGAAAGCCACGACAAAGGAGGUUGGAGACGCAGUUGCGGCAGAGGUUGAGAAGCUUCUCUCAUAG